Molecule: messenger RNA, 1179 nt
Organism: Triticum urartu
Lineage: Eukaryota; Viridiplantae; Streptophyta; Magnoliopsida; Poales; Poaceae
Source: RefSeq, a predicted model, not a curated record
AUGGCACAGAAGUGGCCAUUACCGCAGACUAUCCAGGCCUUCUUCCUGCUUCUUGGGAGGAAGGCGCGCCAAACUGUAUCUGGGGGUCCGAGCGGCCGUACUUCCCACAGCCAGGAUCCAAAUCCCGCCGUGAAGACGGGGGCUGGUGCAGGGGCGACGCCGAACUAUCCUCCAGCCGAGGAUUCGGACAAUGUAUCAGUCACCAACUCGGAAGUGGAGAGUACUAUGAAUCAUCGGCACCGCCGGGCCAUUUUACAAGAUCCCGGCUUUUCGGAAGAGUCGUUUAACACCUUCAACGCAGCCGAUGCAUAUAUCCGGGCUGCUCGAGAUGGGAUUAGCAGGGCCACAAAGCAACAUCUGAAAGAUGUGCAGGGAACGAAGGGGGAAGCGGAGGCCAAGCAACCGCGCGGGGCUGGCAUCUCAGAAAUACCAGAAGCAGCACAUAGAGAUCCCCUUGCUGAUGGGAGUACUCAACCUAGAUUUCAGCUAUCACCAGACAAGACCUCUCCAGACGAUCACAUUCAACAUAAGAAGGCUCAGGCAGAUGAUUCACCCUCAUUGGCUGCUAAGCAAGUGGAAAUACAUGUCCGUAAUAAGGCCAACAAUACCUUCGAGGGCUCUGCUGCUGAUGAGAUUAUGGAGCCUCAAAUGGCUGACCAUUUUCCUUUCAUGGAAAAACAUGAUCUAGAUGAAGCAACUGAUGCAUCAAAUGAACUAGCAAAUGAUCCCCCAAUUCAGCUACUAGGACGAAUUACAACAGUGAAGGAAUUACUUGCAACCGGGCUUUUUCAAAAUGAAGAGAUCAUAUAUACUCAGAAGUCUGGAGAAAGGAAAAAAUUGGAAGGGAGAAUUGAUGGUUUAUUUUACCGUUGCUCUUGUCACAAUGAGGUCAUGUCCGCGUCAAAGUUUGAGAAACAUGCGGGCUGUACCUCUCAUAACCAAAACGAUCGUAUCAUGUUGUGGGGUGAGCAAUCGCUGCAUGCCAUCGUUGCCUAUCUCAAAUCUCUUGGUUCAGCUGAAGAACAACUUGCAGCAAUAUUGGAAUUGAAGAAAAAGAAUGAAGACAGGAAGGAAUUUUGGGAUGUUACACCACCGGAGCACGCCGCCGCCGCGAUGCACUCUUGCCGCAUCAGGUCGCCGGCCACUGCGCCCGUCCCCAUCUCCUUCCUCCUCCUCUGA